AUGAGUCAACAGUCUCUCUCUCAAGAGAAAGUUCUUGAGAGCACAUACAUCUACAUCAACCAUGGAGAUAAUGAGAUUUUUAUUGUCAAUAUGAAUUGUGCGGUCCACCGGUUGCUGCAUUACAUCCGCAGUAAAGUGGGGUUGGCUAAAACAGACACCAUUGAUUUGUGUGAUGAAACGGGAACAAUGAAGUUGUUUUUCCUGAUGAAGAUACCUGGAGACUAUGCCAGCAAAUUCCUUACAGCUCGAAACACCUACUUCGUUUGCAGGGUGGCACGUGGGACAGCAGGAACCCAACUUGCGAAUGCCUACCUAGCUUUUGUGCCCCUCUUGAAGAAUCCAGAGCACACGCUGCUUGAGUCCUUGCGUACACAAUGUGAUGUGUUGGAGAAGAGCCGACUGAAAAUGCUUAGACUCCAAGAAGCCAAGAAGGCCGUUAAAAUUGAUUCCUCGGUGAAUCUUUCAUCCAAAGCAGGUGACGACAAGUCCUCUCGCAAGUCCCCUCGCAAGGGUCAGUCACAAAAGGCCAGGCCAGGCAUUCUCAGUAAGAAGGGAAAACAGGCUAAAAAAAUAAAGUGA
Molossus molossus (Pallas's mastiff bat) is the source of this 579-nucleotide messenger RNA. RefSeq names its product chromosome unknown CXorf65 homolog (gene CUNHXorf65). The coding region runs from base 1 to 579 and encodes 192 amino acids. NCBI's taxonomy places the organism in Eukaryota, Metazoa, Chordata, Mammalia, Chiroptera, Molossidae. The transcript is spliced from 6 exons. The record is from RefSeq and is a predicted model, not a curated record.